Messenger RNA from Oryza sativa Japonica Group (Japanese rice), 1207 nucleotides. NCBI's taxonomy places the organism in Eukaryota, Viridiplantae, Streptophyta, Magnoliopsida, Poales, Poaceae. The record is from RefSeq and is a predicted model, not a curated record.
UUUACGCGAGAGCCCCUCCGCCUUUUUUUCCUUCUCCAACCUCCGCUUCUAAUCUCUCUCCUCCUCUCCGCGGCGCCACUCUCCUUCCGCCGCCGCCGCCGACGACGACGACGACCUCCUCCUCCGGGUCGACGAAACCCUAGCCGCGGCGCGGAGGCCUGCUGCUUCCGGCUCCCGCUCCUCCCUGCCGAGUUCCCGCGAACCCUUCGCUGCCGGUGAAGGAAGGCGAGGAUGGACGGCGGCUACGGCUCGGUCACAAUCGUCCACGACGCGCGCUCCCCCGAGGACGUCUUCCAGGACUUCUGCGGCCGCCGCUCCGGCAUCGUCAAGGCCCUCACCAUCGAGGUGGAGAAGUUCUACAAGCAGUGCGACCCUGAGAAGGAGAACUUGUGCCUCUAUGGACUGCCUAAUGGAACCUGGGCAGUGACUCUACCAGCUGAUGAAGUUCCUCCUGAACUACCAGAGCCAGCCCUCGGGAUAAACUUCGCUCGUGAUGGAAUGCAGGAAAAAGAUUGGCUGUCCCUGAUAGCUGUCCAUAGUGAUUCAUGGUUACUGUCUGUGGCAUUUUACUUUGGGGCUCGUUUUGGAUUUGAUAAAAAGGCCAGGGAACGGCUCUUCAUGAUGACCAGUAGUCUCCCCACUGUCUUUGAAGUUGUGUCAGGAGGUGUGAAUACACAAUCAAAAACCGCCAACGGCAGUAGCAAAAACAAGUCAGGCUCUAAGCCACCAAAGCGGCCCAAUUCUGACAGCAAGCCACAGAAGCAGGUCCAGGCAAAGUAUGAGGAAGAGAACGGCGGCAGAGGAAAUGGAGGUGAUGAAGAUCAAGCUGAAACCAUUUGUGGCGCCUGUGGUGAGGCCUACGCAAACGGCGAGUUCUGGAUUUGCUGUGACAUUUGUGAGACCUGGUUCCAUGGCAAAUGUGUCCGAAUCACCCCUGCCAAGGCGGAGCACAUCAAGCAUUACAAGUGUCCUGGCUGCAGCAACAAGAGGACCAGAGAAUGAGCGUCCAUUUUUUCUUUCUAAUGUGAUCCUGAUAGUAGUGGCAAAAAAUAGAUAGUAGUUUACCCGUGAACUUGGGGAACCUCAAUUCCUACUGGGUGACCGUCGUUGCGGCAGCCCUGGUUGCCCCGCUGUAUUAGUAGUAGCUACGUUACUUCUUGUAUCAUACUGGACAUAGUUGGUAGUGCCACAGUAAUAGUAGUAUCAA